GUGUUCGCAGCAGCAGAGUUACACGAAACACAGGACACCAGCACAAGGGGACUGCGCGGCGACACCUCUCACUCUCUCCCUCUCUCUCUCCACCAAUGGAAGGCUCGCCGGCGACGCGUCUCCCCGAGGCCGACGCGCUCCCCGAUGGCUUCGUCGAGAGCUCCUCCGCCGACCAGGCCCAGGCAGUCUCAUCCGCCCCCGCCGCCGGCGAUCCCCUGCAUCCCGCCCUCGGCCCUGAUCACGAGGGAGCCGCCCGCGCCGGCGGCGAGGAAACCCUAGCCGCCCCGUCCACCCCCGCCGACGCCGCCGACGCCCUGCGGAGCCUCUCUAUGGCUGCCGCCGCUUCGGAGCCGGAGCGUGCCCUCGAGCAUCAGGGGCCCGCCGCAGACAUAGGAGGUGCCAAAGAUGCAAUGAAGGAGAGCUUUGUGGUAGAGCAAGCAGAAUCGCUGCCCAAUCAAAAGGAGAUUGGCGAGCCAAAGCGUAAGGUCGUCAAGCGGAACAGUAAGCUAGAGAAGGACAGGGAGCUGUUGCAACUUGCCCAGAGGUACCAUGGAGUGGUGGCGGAGAGGGAUGCAGCCAUUGCAGUUAAAGAAAAAUUGGAAUCUCUUUGUAGAGAAUUUCAGCGUCAAAACAAAAUGUUAAAGGAAGAGUGCCAAAGGGUGUCAACAGAGGGGCAAAAUUUUCGGAUGGAAAUGUCCGACAAAUUCGAGAAUGCUAUGAAGGCUGUCAGUAUCAAGCUUGAGGAGCAGAAAAAUGAAUGCAUUGCUCAGUUUGAAGAGAACAAUUCGCUGAGAAAUAAACUCAAAGACCUUGCUGAUCAAUAUAGUAUCAUUCAGCAGAAAUAUGCUCACCAGCUGAAAGAAAAGACGCUGGAACUUGAGCUUGCUGAUCUGAAAAUUCAACAGCAUCAAGCAAAAGCAGCUCAAGAACAUGCCCAAAUGGUAUUGUAUGCUGAGCAAGUUUCUCAACUUGUCACUACUGAGAAGAACCUGCGGGUGCAGCUAGCUGCUGAUGGUGAAAAAUUCCAGCAGUUUCAGGAUGCCCUGUCAAAAAGCAAUGAAGUGUUUGAAACUUACAAGAAGGAAAUGGAACAGAUGGUGAAGGCGAUAAAAGACUUUAGGAAACAAAAUGAAGCCCUGAAGAGCAAGUGUGAGAAUUCAGAUAUUGCUCUUGUGAAGCUCAUUGAGGAGCGUGAGGUGAUGAAGAAGCAACUAGACAAAUAUAAGAAUCAAAAGGACAAACUCGAGUCCCUGUGCCGGUCGCUACAGGCAGAAAGGAAACAAAGCCCAUCUGUCAAUAUUCCUAAUGACGCCUGUAACCAAGAUGUUACAAGUCAGGAACAAAGCCCAUCUGUCAGUAUUCCUGAUGACACCUCUAACCAAGAAGAUCUUACAAGUCAGCAGCCAGAGUUAUAGCGUUUUGGUGCUUCAUGGUACCUGCCCUUGGUGCUGCUGCUCUCUAUGGUAUAACUCGGCGAGAUUUUCAGAAUCCUGGCAAACGGAUAUAUGCGAUACUUUUCCUUACUUCGCUUGUGAUUCUCUGGGAGCUGUGGACAUGUAUGUCACACGCCCAACCGAAACUAUUUGCCUAAAUAUCUCGUCGUUUGAGCAAUUUCAGAGUGGCUUUGGUUCCUCGGUGCAAAGAGCUGUUGAGUUGAGUUUGUAACGAGACCAGCGUUACAAUUUGUCCCUUUUUCGUGUGAUUGGAUGGUAGAACAUCAGUUUUUUUAGAAACAAGCCGAAUGUGUGCACUGGUGAACUGAUCAAAAUUAUGUGGUAAGCAGGUUUUAUACUUAUAUUAGUGAGGAGUGCUUUGUC
Hordeum vulgare subsp. vulgare (domesticated barley) is the source of this 1817-nucleotide messenger RNA. RefSeq names its product beta-taxilin. Gene Ontology annotation, molecular function: syntaxin binding. Bases 96 to 1415 code for a protein of 439 amino acids. The transcript is spliced from 11 exons. Lineage: Eukaryota; Viridiplantae; Streptophyta; Magnoliopsida; Poales; Poaceae. The record is from RefSeq and is a predicted model, not a curated record.